AUGUCUGCACGCAACCAUGAUGUGAUUGAAAUGUUUCAUGGCUGGGAGAAAGAGUUUGAAGAUGCCGUCGACAAUGACAAUCGGCUGGUGUUUGUGGCCAGGGUAGUCACCCACAAGGUGCAGCCUUUGUUGAAGGAGGCCAAACAAGAUACUGCUCUGUACAACGCCAUUAGAGAAUACAAAGGCUUCAUAUUGACACUCACCAAGGCAUGGAACCACAAGACGUCCGUGGCCAGGUUUAUCAGGACAGCAGCUGCUGUUAUCUGGAGAGAAACACUGCCUCAAGAGUCUUCUUUGGUGGGGCCCAUAGAAUCAGACCUCAACCCGCCACCCGCUGCCCCAUUGUCACCCUGCGCUGAGAGCCCUGCUGCUCCAGAAAAACCUGUCAACCCACCCCCCACUGAGAGCAUUUGGUCUUCCAGCCCGCCCCAGCCACCAAGACUUGACAAGGGCAAGGAAAAGAUAAAGCCCCGUCCCACCUUUGGCAAGAGGACAGCCAAGGUGAAAGCUGCCUCUUCAAAGUCUACCAAAAAGAUGCAGCCUGCUAUUGACGACAGCCAAUAUGAUGCCAUCGAAAUCAACAGCGAGGAAGAGACAGCCAAGGCUCCUACUAAGCGCAGCAAUCAAGCUGCAAAGAGCAAGGCGAAGAGCAGGAUAAAGGCAGAGAUCAAGAAGACAGCACGGAAAGAGAGUGACAGAGACAGAGACAGAGAAGCCAACGAAGAUGGGGAUAAAGUCGAAGAUGCCCCUGGACCCAUGCUGCAAUGUCAAUGGGUGGCCAAGCCCCUGCCCUACAUUCUAAUUCCUGAUGCUGUCCCUGACCUGCCCAGCACUGGCCAACUCUUGGACGGCCUGACCAACAGUGUCGCAGCAGGUGCAGAAAAUGCCUGCCUCAAGUGGCAAGUACAUGUGCUCAAAGACACGAUCGUCAACCUCCUGCACACCUUCAGCAUGGAGGAGCCCCUGAUCAGUGGGAAAAGGACUGAUGCCAACAAGGACAUCAUGCACACUCUUUUACGAGUAGUGUGA
Molecule: messenger RNA, 1029 nt
Organism: Cyclocybe aegerita
Lineage: Eukaryota; Fungi; Basidiomycota; Agaricomycetes; Agaricales; Hemipholiotaceae
Source: the annotation of a GenBank genome assembly